Cooperia oncophora is the source of this 357-nucleotide messenger RNA. The record is from the annotation of a GenBank genome assembly. NCBI's taxonomy places the organism in Eukaryota, Metazoa, Nematoda, Chromadorea, Rhabditida, Trichostrongylidae.
AUGCGUGUGGCGAUUCUCAUAUGGUUGACUCUUCAAAAUAGUAUUCACACGCUAUUGAUUCGGUACUCUCGUGCUCGAGAGGUUGAACAUAUGUUCUUAUCGACAGUGGCUGUAUUUUUCACGGAAGUUAUGAAAUGUGUUGUUUGUCUUGCUAUCAUUCUCAAGGAGGAGACACCUUCAAGGUUUCUUGGAGUUCUGAUGGAUCAGGUGGUGCGACAGCCGUACGAUACCUUGAAAGUCUGUGUGCCAGCGAUGGUAUACAUUGUACAGAAUAAUUUGUUCUAUAUUGCUGCAUCACAUCUGGAUGCUGCAACUUUUAUGGUAGGUUUACCUUUUUCGUGCAGUGUACUUUUUUGA